Drosophila ananassae is the source of this 6313-nucleotide messenger RNA. Its product is annotated as mucin-5AC. NCBI's taxonomy places the organism in Eukaryota, Metazoa, Arthropoda, Insecta, Diptera, Drosophilidae. The record is from RefSeq and is a predicted model, not a curated record. The transcript has 8 exons. The coding region runs from base 1072 to 5502 and encodes 1476 amino acids.
AAGUUUAAAAUGUAUUUGGCGGAUACUUUUAGUUGUAUCUGACGGUUAGCAGUGAAUGACGGUUGUCGCGGGAGAUUCGUGGGUUCUCACUGCUGUCGGUUUUUGGAAUAAAGUGUGUUUGAAACAGCGAUCGACUUCAGUGCUCGCCGGUGUUUUUUAAAAAGAAAAAAUAAAUUAAACUUCAAAUCCUCGGCGGCUUAUAUACCAAGUGUGGAUAGUGCUUCCCAUUGUGAGUGCCGGAUUUUGCGUCCGUUUAUCUGCCCCCCUCAGAAUUCGCCUCCCACUGAGGCGCGCAACAGUUGUCUUCGAAGGGCCGGGGCCGGCGAGCAAAGCCAAAGAAUCUGUAUGGAUUUGAUAUCCGUGUGUUUUCAAAGAAGUUUCAAACAAGAAGUUGGGUUUGUUAUUGGAAAGUACAAGCACUCCAGCAACGGCCAGCACACAUAGACACACACUCCACUCGAUGCGGCCGAGCCAACAAAUCCCCAACAAAUCUUAAACCAGUUUUAAGAUACAUAUUCUUGGUGUCAGUGUGUGCAUGUUGAUUUUUUCUGGCAUUGUUUUCGUUUUGUGAGCUGCUGGCUCUGCAUCUUUUUUGUGUACCCUUUUCGCCCGUUUUUCCACCGCCGCCGCCGCUCUAGCCGCCGUUUUCCCCCCUAAUCGCGUUUCCAUUUUCUGGCCGCCGUCCAGGCCUGGGGUUUGGAGUUGGUGUUUGAGGUCCAGCAGAGCAACAAGUACCCCGGCCAAGUGCCAGCCAGCCAUCCAGCCCAAUCGAGGAGAAGCCGAAAAGAAAAAAACGGAAAAAACUAGCUUAGAUUCUAACGAGAUCAGCACGCCAGCAGUUGGAGUAACCGGGCCCAAUUGGACCAAUUUGAAUGUUGGCCCGUUCCAGUAGGCCCAAAAGUGUCUCGCAAUUCCGUCAUUCAUUGAACGAAUAAAUCUUAAAGAUCAUCGACAAAAGACGGUUCGAACAAUGUAACAACCAUCAGCGCUCCACGAAAACAUAAUCGAAAGGCGGAAAAUCUUUGUUUUGCCUCCAAAAACUAAUACUCAGAGGAACUUAGCCGAAUCAGCAUGUCUUCCGGCCUGAUGUCGUGUGUGAGGGAAAACUCCCCGCCGCUGGAGCCUGAGCUGGAUGUCACUGAUGGCGGAGCAGGAAUCGGAGCCGGCGGGCCAAUGUCGCUGCCUCCGGAGGGCGGACGGUCGCACGGCGGGGCCGUCACCUCCACGCCCAUCUCCAGUCCGGUGAACGAUGGCCACGAGCCAACCACAGCCGAGCAACAACAACAACAACACCAACAACAGCAGCAGCAGCAGAAGCGUCGACGUUUCCACCCACUCCGAAAUCUAAGGCGCAUCUUCCGACGCCGCACGAUCAACAGUUCCGCGGACAGUCCGGCCAACAGCAUCUGCCAGUCGCCCGGACAAGGAACCGGAAUUGGACCCGGACCCGGAUCCUGCAACACCUUGCCACCGCCGACGAGCAGCAGCAGCGAGAAGAACCUCCGCAACGUGCUAGCCUCUCCGCCGGGAUCGCCCCGGAAUAAGUCGCAUCCACUGCCGGAGGGCAGCUACCAGACCCAGUCACUGCCCAAGUCCAAGUCCUACGGCUCGCACCGUGAUGAGCUGCUGAGCGUGCUUCUCGGCAAGAAGCGGGCCACCAAGCAGGCGCAGCAGCAGCACAGCCUCGACAGCCAGGUGCAACAGCAAUCCCAUAGCCAGCCAUCCCAGUCCCAAUCUCAGCAAGAAGCCAUGUUUCAAGCCCAACAGCGGCAGCCCAGGGGCGUGGCCAUAUUCCCGGACGUGAUCGGCUUGAGCCGGAGCAGUUACUUUCCCACUGGGGAGCACUACCAGCAGCGGCAUCUCCGCAGUGUGGGCGACUCCUCCCAGGAACUGAUCUGCGCGGAGCGGGAGGGCGUCACGGGAUCUGGAGGCUCUGGGGCUGGAAGCGGAGCCGUCGACAUAUCCGACAGCCAACGCAGCCUUAGCGAAGGUCGCCUUCUGGAUGUCGAUGGGGACUAUUCACGGGAUCAACUUUCCCAAUCCCAUGAUAGCGUCUUCUCCGAAUCGGCUACAGCCAGCAGUCUUUCGAUAAUAUUAAAAGCUGAACUCACCGAUGUUUUGCGAAAGCGACGCAAUCGGCCGGAUGCCUCGGACGAGGAUCUGGGCUUGCCCAGGAGUCCCGCCUCGCCGCAGAGACGGGCUGCUGGCGGCAACAGCAGCCGGAACAACUCCGGAGUCAGCCACCAUCAGACAUCCUCCGUGAGCAUGCUGAGUGUGAACAGCAACGAGGCGGAAACGGAGGACAGCCAGAGCUCCAUGCACCAGAGACACCACUCCCGUGUGUCCACCAGCUCUUCCAUAUCGGUCAGCUCGGACAUACUGCGCUCCCAUAACGAGGACGACGUGGAUGCCGUGGGCGGGGAACGGCACAGGCUCUCCCAUGCCGCGGCCAAGCACAAGAUGGCCAUCAGGCCGGCCAAAAAGAAGGGUCCAACCCGGCAGCAUCGCAUGACUUUGGAGACUUCCAUACCCGAAGCCAAUGAGGAUGUGCUUAAGAUGAGCCCUGGUUUGAGAGGAGUUCAUGAGACGGAACUCAAGACCAAAACACGCUCGUUGCCACCCAAGUCAUUGACAGCCAUUUCAAUCCCUCCCGGCAAUGCUCUGACCACCACCAAGCGGACCAAGACCAUCGAGCAGACCCAAACCACAGUGACCAGCAGUUCGUCCAGUUCCACUACAUCGCAAGUCUUCGGAAGGCGGACCAUGAAGACCACCAACACUUUGCUGGAGAACCGCGGGGAGUCCUCCACCGAUGGAGAUGACAUCCUGGAGAGGGACGCCACCGAGAGCGGCUUCCUGCGCCGCCUGAUCCACCGCAAUUCGAAGCGUUCCAUCGCCAGGGCCAACGACGGCCUGGAGGACACCGACUCCAGCCAGAGUGUGGCCAAGAAGCUGCAGAUAUCGACCAGCUGCCUGGAAGCCGCCGCCCGGGAGCCGCUCUCCAUGCCGGACAAGUCGCGCAGUGCCACCUCCCACGAGCAACACAUCCAGGAGACGCGCCAGACCAUCAAGCGGGAGAUCCACAACGAGGGCAAGCACGGACUGAACGCCAUGGUCAGUAAUUACGGGGUCCAUCCCCAGCCGCCGACGGCCUUGAAGCCCAAAUCCGGGCCAGCUGCCCGGCAGCGCUAUGUGCCCCAGGAGCUUGGAGCAGGAACUCUAGUUCAGGAGAAGAUGUCCCCCGGAAACGAUGUCACGAAUUUACUAUCCAAGAGUUCCCGUGGCAACGACACCUUCCAGUCCACCACUUUGGUCAGGGAGCAGCAAACGAAGGUGGAGACACAUUCUAGUGGACACUUUGAGUCCCGGAAGCCGCGUAUCGUGGGACUGAGUGCCUUCCAGCAGAAGCUGUCCCGAUCCACCGACUCUGUAGGCCAGCACUCCAGCUCCUCGAACUCCCUGGAGACCAGCACGGACGAGCCCUCGCCAUUGUACUACGAGGAGAAGCAACGCAAAACGGUGGAGAAGUCGCGCAGCUUCCGGAACUACCAGGAGGACGGAGUGGAUAGUCAGGGAUCGGGUUCCGGCGUGGUGCACAAUAACAUGCCCAGUCUGCCAGACUUGUCACUCAGCUUCCGGGUGCCGUCCACAUACUACAAGCAGUCACCGCAGUCGCCGUGCUCUCCCAUGUCUCCGAACGCCAAGUGUGUGUCUCUGGGAUUCGAGAUCAACGACAACAAGCUGCUGCAGGCCCGGGCGGAGUCCACCGGACAGUUGGUUACCCCCAAGAGCCCUGGCGCCGCCAAACUACUGGUGGGCAGUGGUGCAUCCGGACCAACGAACAUCUCGCAGAUCGAGCAGAACAUCGAUAUGAUUGUCAAGUCGCCGCUGGUCAGUGUUCUGCGGAAGUCUACGGUGAUAACCACGACCGAAAAAGAGCCAUCUCCCCCGCCCAAACAGCGGCCAAGGGUCCUGGACUUGGGCGUUGCCAAGGUGGCGGCAGCGGCACCUGGUCCCAGUCCCAGUCCUGCUAGUCCUCUGACCAAGAGUGCUAAGCUAUCCAACAGUCCCCCCACCACGCCCGCAAAGAGUCAGGGCACAUCCUCCGGUCACAACAGCCGCCGUAAUUCCAGCAAUGUGGAGGCCACUGGUGAGCCGGAAUUCAUGAAGAUCCAGCUGAACCGAGUGGAUCAGGCGCGUCUGCAUCAGAAGACCAAUCACCUGGUCUUGGCCAAGAACCUCAAGUCCCCCGAAGAUCGCAGCCAGAGCAGCGAUGACCUGAGCUUCCGACGGAACAGUGGAGAGGGUCUGACGGGCAUUGAGAUUGUGGAGAAACCACUGAGUUCUGUGGUGCCGGUGCCGAAUCUGGGCAGGCAGCUGAGGUCCGUGAGUGCCAACAGCGUGAGGACGAGCUACGGCAGCAGCUGUGAGAGAUUAGCCACGCCAGUGACACCUGGAACGCCGUCUUCGCCAGCUACGCCACUAACCCCAGGAACACCCAAGAAUAAGGUCGUGGCUAAGGAAACUAAGGAGCAGGCUGGCAGUCCCAGGGAAUCUGUAAAGAGUAACCGACUUUCUCUCGAAGAUCGCAAGCGCUUGUUCCUUAACGAAGAGAAGCUGGAAAAAACAAAGGUGACGGAGCACCGUCGGAAGUCCAUACCCAAAGUGGACACAACAGCAGUAGCAGCGCCACCCACUCCAUCGGUGACCCCAGCAACGCCUGCCCUUCCCAUCAGCCCCGUGGAACAGCCAGAGGUCAACGGCAACACCUCACCCACCACAUCCAAUCCCGUGGUGCUCCGCAAGAAGUCCUUUGCCAGCUGCAAUGGAAAUCCAACCUCAAAGGACGAUCCCACGCCGGAGCUCAUGAAGGUCUUUGCCCGGCGCUCCCUGAAGGUGAAGGACGAGGAGGUGAUGGUGACCGUGACGCAGCAACAGCCGGUCCCCAUCAAGAAGAUGCCACCGACCCAGAGCGUGGACAGUGACAAGGAGAAUCAGUCAAACAGCGAGGAGAAACUGGACAAGCUGGCGGCCACUCCACAGACCAAUGGCGGGGAAGCCGGCAAAGUUAUCUCCCACAACCACCACCACCAUCCCAGCAGCAAUCGCAACUCUGUGGCCGAUUUCCGUAAUCUCAACAACAAUAACAACCAGGGAUCGAAGGUGACCUCGGUUCAGGCACAGGCUCAGCAGCAGCAGAAGGUGGUGUCCUACCUGCCGCCCAUCAAGGUCAGCAAUUCAGGACGCAAUAGCCUGAACAACAACAACAACAACAAUGGAGGAGUCAGCAAACCAGUGGGUGAGAGGUUCUCCCUGCAGCUGAAGCAGGCCACACCCACAGUGACCACUCCCUCUCCAACAACCCCACCGGCUACAGGAGCAGGAUCAGGAGCAACCGCACCCAGCAAACCGAUAGAGAGAUCCGCCACCGUGGGCGAAUUCAAGGGCAUCCACCAGAGACGCGCCGAGUGGGAGCAGCGGGCGAAGGAGGCACUUAAGUAGUAGGAGCACCACUGAAAACAAAAACCAAAAUCCAAAUUGCAAAAAGGGAAACAAUCAAAUCAAAAUAACAUUAUACAUCCACACAAAAGAUAUAAUGUAAAAUAUGUUGAGGGACAGGACUCUGGCCAUCCAAAGACAGUAGCGGCCUGAACACGUCCCGACCCGAAACCCGUAGCCUCGUAAUCCGUGACCCGCAACCCUCUAAUAGGCAAUAACUAUAUACCGAUCUUCAAAAAUAGCGACUAGCAUUGACUUAUUAUUUUGUAGUCCCACACACGUAUCGUUUACAACAGAAAUUACGAAAAUUAUGAAAAUUAAGCUUCGUUUCCGAAUUCGUUUCGUGCAUGUCGAGAAUGUUAUAAAAAUAAACGAACUCCAACUAACUUUAGAACUUAAAAAACGAAACAAACCAUUUAAGGACUGUGAGUAUAUUAUUAAAAUGGACAUUUCGAAGCCUCUGAUUUAAGUUUGAAUUCGGUAGAAGAGAAUGAUUUUACUAUCUAGGUUAGACCAGCUUAUUGUUAAUCUUUAGUGUCGUAUCAAUAUAAUUUCAAAUUACUUUGUUAUGUGUAAUCCCCGAUGAUCGCGAGCUUAGGUUGCGAAUCAGUAAGUUUAAGGAUACUUAACCAUAAUAUGUGAAGUGUACAAUUGUUAUCCAAGUGACAAGUUUGUAAAUGUACAUACAUCAAGGAAAUCAAACUCAUAAAUAUUCAGUAUGCAAAAAUAAAAAUUGUGUUAUGCUUUAUUAAAUAGUAUAUAAUAUAUUUUAUUAUAAAAAAAUGAACAAUAAACAAAUGCUUUAGGCCUAGGA